This is a messenger RNA of Darwinula stevensoni, 468 nucleotides long. The record is from the annotation of a GenBank genome assembly. NCBI's taxonomy places the organism in Eukaryota, Metazoa, Arthropoda, Ostracoda, Podocopida, Darwinulidae.
AACAUUUCCUCCUGUUUCUAUAGGUUGCAUGUUGGGCAAUGAGAAGCAAUGAGUGAUUUUGUUUGGGCCCUAAAGAAUGGCGACCUAGAACAGGUCAAAGAGCAUGUGGAAAAGGCCAAGGACAAGCAUGGGAUUAGUGCCCUACUGGCUGCCAUCUGGGAAGGUCAUACAGAUUGUGUGAAGCUUCUUCUCCAACAUGGGGCAAACAAAUCCGGCAGUACUCCGGAUGGUAUCAGCUACUUGGAGGCUGCUGAGAAGGAAGACAUUAGAGCCCUCCUCAUAUGAGAUCUUCCCUAUUUAACAUUUUGAUCCGCUUCUUUGUUGCUGCAAUUGGUGAUUUUUUGAGAGCAUAUUGAAUCUUGUUUCUUGGAUUCAUAAAUAUUUCAUACUAUUCCUAACCCUGUGACAUUCAGAACAAAGUGGUUGUACUGUCUUUUUAAAUGGAUUUCUUUCUUCUGUGGAUUGAGA